GUGACGUGACAUCAGCUGACUGACCAGAGGCGAAGUCAGAUCCUCCGUCGACCUUCGUCUGGGUGAAUCUCUCCGGUCUCUGCUCCGUUUCCGCGCCGCUGUCCGCAGCUCCUCUCCCCCAAAAUGGCGAGCCAAUCCCAGGGAAUCCAGCAGCUGCUCCAGGCCGAGAAGAGAGCGGCCGAGAAGGUGGCAGAGGCCCGCAAACGUAAGAACCGUCGUCUGAAGCAGGCGAAGGAGGAAGCUCAGGCUGAGAUCGAACAGUAUCGCCUGCAGAGAGAGAAAGAGUUCAAGACCAAGGAGGCGGCCGCCCUCGGUUCCCAUGGUAACAGCGCGGUGGAGGUGGAUCGUGACACGGCAGAGCGGAUGGGUCGUAUCCAGGCCAGCUUCCGCGGUAACCGGGAGGCGGUGCUGGGCGAGCUACUGCGGCGUGUAUGCGACAUCCAGCCAGAGUUUCAUGCUAACUAUCGUGUGGCCGGCUGAGGGGGUGGGGCCACGAGUCAUCGGGGCGGGGUGAAAACCAGAAGGGGUGGGGCAAACGAAGGAGACAUGGAUGCUAGCAACAUUAGCUUUGAUCAGAGCCGAAACCUUUUAGUUUAGUGUUGUAGUUUUUGACUCAAACUAAAUUCUCCAGAAAAUAUAUAAAAACUUUUAUUUUGAAGGUGAGAAGUUGGUUUGCUGCUCCGUAUGAAGGGGAGAACGUAAAUAAAUGUUGUUACUGUGUUGAUGUUGAUGAAAUAUUUAUAUAUAUUGAAUUAAUUUUUUGUUUCAAUCUUAACAAAAUAAGUCUUUCUUCACUGUAUCUUUGUCAGUUGAGAAUAUCAGCCAAACGGGUGUCAUUUUAAAAUCAAACACAACUCAAUGAAAUCAGAUUUGAUGAUGCUGAUUGGCUGUUUUUCUCUGAACUUGCUUUUCUGCUCCAAAACCUGAUUGGCUGGAGAAAGUGGAGAAAGGCUUUUAUUGUGAAACUCUUCCAAUUUUUUUUUUUUGGCUGUUUCCUAUGUGACUUGACUUCCUGUUGAUGUUUGUGAAGUGAUGAUGAAAAAAAACCUAAUAUUAAACUGACUUCUGAUUGGCUGAAA
Seriola aureovittata is the source of this 1079-nucleotide messenger RNA. It is a transcript of the gene atp6v1g1, whose product is annotated as ATPase H+ transporting V1 subunit G1. Gene Ontology annotation, cellular component: vacuolar proton-transporting V-type ATPase complex. The record is from RefSeq and is a predicted model, not a curated record. The transcript has 3 exons. Bases 124 to 480 code for a protein of 118 amino acids. NCBI's taxonomy places the organism in Eukaryota, Metazoa, Chordata, Actinopteri, Carangiformes, Carangidae. Gene Ontology annotation, biological process: proton transmembrane transport. Gene Ontology annotation, molecular function: proton-transporting ATPase activity, rotational mechanism.